Molecule: messenger RNA, 6628 nt
Organism: Mastomys coucha (southern multimammate mouse)
Lineage: Eukaryota; Metazoa; Chordata; Mammalia; Rodentia; Muridae
Product: KIAA0930 ortholog
Exons: 10
Coding region: 221-1564 (447 amino acids)
Source: RefSeq, a predicted model, not a curated record
GCGGUGUCGAGCGCGCGCGGGCGGGCGGUGGCGGAGCGGAGGAUCGCCGGGUUCCGCUGUGCUCCGAGGUCCGCGGCGGCGGCGGUGGCGGCGGCGGCGACGCACACAAAAGCGGAUUGUGGCUUCACUGGUGCUCGCGGCGGGCGGCAGCGAGGCACGGGCGGCGGGGCGUGUCGGUGGCCCCCGCGGGCGCGGCGCGGGCGAUGAGCCGGGGCCCGGCAUGGCCUCCGCGCGGCCGCCGGGCAGGGCCUGUGCCACGGCGUCCGCGCCCGCGGGGCUCCGGGCUGGGCCGGCCGCCUCCCGGGAGUCCGCGGACGGCGGCGAAGCGGAGGAGCGCUCGUUGCAGCACAUGCUGCGCGCCAUAGCCGAGGAGCGCGGACGCCUUAGCCUGCGCCGCGAGGUCUGCGGCCUGGGUUGCUUCAAGGAUGACCGCAUCGUCUUCUGGACGUGGAUGUUCUCUACUUACUUCAUGGAGAAGCUGGCUCCCCGGCAGGAUGACAUGCUUUUCUACGUGCGCAGGAAGCGAGCCUACUCAGGCAGCGAAGGCACUGUGGAUGGGAGGAAGGCUGAGCCUGAGUCUGAGGUGGAGGUAGAAGUAUAUCGGAGAGACUCGAAGAAGCUUCCGGGCCUGGGAGAUCCUGACAUCGACUGGGAGGAGAGCGUCUGCCUGAAUCUCAUCCUGCAGAAGCUGGACUACAUGGUGACCUGUGCUGUGUGCACUCGUGCCGACGGGGGUGACAUCCACAUCCAUAAGAAGAAAUCCCAGCAAGUGUUUGCCUCCCCUAGCAAACACCCCAUGGACAGCAAAGGAGAAGAGUCCAAGAUGAGCUACCCCAACAUCUUCUUCAUGAUUGACAGCUUUGAGGAGGUGUUCAGUGAUAUGACAGUGGGGGAAGGAGAGAUGGUCUGUGUUGAGCUGGUGGCCAGCGACAAAACCAACACAUUCCAGGGUGUCAUCUUCCAGGGUUCCAUCCGCUACGAGGCACUCAAGAAGGUGUAUGACAACCGCGUGAGCGUGGCCGCUCGAAUGGCCCAGAAGAUGUCAUUUGGCUUCUACAAGUACAACAACAUGGAGUUUGUGCGCAUGAAGGGGCCUCAGGGCAAGGGCCACGCAGAGAUGGCAGUCAGCCGAGUAUCCACUGGUGACACAUCCCCCUGUGGGACUGAAGAUUCAAGCCCAGCUUCGCCCAUGCAUGAGCGGGUGACCUCCUUUAGCACCCCGCCCACCCCAGAGCGAAACAACCGGCCUGCCUUCUUCUCCCCGUCCCUUAAGAGGAAGGUGCCGCGGAACCGCAUCGCAGAGAUGAAGAAAUCACACUCGGCCAACGACAGCGAGGAGUUCUUCCGAGAGGACGACGGCGGAGCCGACCUGCACAAUGCCACUAACCUGCGGUCUCGGUCCCUGUCCGGCACAGGACGGUCCCUGGUCGGGUCCUGGCUGAAGCUAAACAGAGCUGAUGGAAACUUCCUUCUCUAUGCACACUUGACCUAUGUCACUUUGCCGCUGCAUCGGAUCUUAACAGACAUCCUGGAAGUACGGCAGAAACCCAUCUUGAUGACCUAGUGUGUGUGGAGCCUGCACGGAGCCCCGGCCCUGCCUGGCCCUAGGAAUGCUGCCAAGUGCCUACCUGUCACCGCCAGCCGGGGUCUUCUGUGACAAGCCAGCACCGGAGCUACAGCCAGGCAGGGCCACUCGACUCCUGGGGCCAGGGCCGACUCCAUGAACACCAGCCCAAACUGAAGUGCCUCGUCCUCCUCCCUCGCUGGCUCUGCUCCCACCCCGUGCCCACGCUCAGCCCCCUCUGCUCCCAAAGAGGGCCAGAGACACCAAGAGAUCAGAGAGAGUGCGAGGGGCUGCCAGCUUCCAGAAUGUUCUUAGACCUCCCGACCUCGGCUUCCAUACCCCUGCUGGGGCUCUGUGCCAGGCCACUGUCCAUGCAUCCUACACAAAGCCAGUUGAAGAUUUUGCAAUGCAGUACUGACGAACUUUGGCUUGAGAGUCAUUCCCAACUUGUCUCCUCAUAGUUCUUGUUACAGUGGGUCCCAGCUGGGGGUCAGGGGCCAUGAGCCGUUUGUCAGCUGGGAAUACCUCGGCCUAUGCCCAGCUCCAGAAUGGGUCACAACCUCCAGCUGGGCAGACAGGCCCCGAUCCCCCAGAAUGGCCUUUGCUUCCAUCCAAAGAACACCGCCAACACACACACCUCCGACCCCGAGACGUCCUGCGUCGAUCUCGGCUCUCCGGAGGGACGCAGAAUUCGGUUCUGAAGGAAAGUGGGAGGGUACUUCUGCUGAGGGACGUCUGAUGGGGACCGGAGUGGAAUCCUCCCGGGAAGGUUGUAGGCAGAACCACCCCGGGGCCAGAGCUUAGAGCGAGGCUGGUGCUGUCCCCUUUGCCCCAUGCUUUGGUCAGCAUGCUGGUCUUGUAGGCAGAGAGACCAGGCUUCUCAUGAGUCUGCAUUGUCCUCGGUGGGUGCAAGUGGCCAUGUGCGUCAUCGGCCCAAGCCUCACCCUGGCAGUGUGCUCAAACUGAGGCCUCCUCCACCCAACUAGAGUAAACUGGAAGCUGGGCCUCCUGUUGCUGCUGGGUUUAGUGCCCCAGAUCCAGAGAACUCAGCUGUGUAUGUAGAGCUCAGCCCCUCUGGGUUGGAGAGCAGGCACAGUAGCGUGGCUCCUGGCUGGCUCCACUCCUUGGUCUCUGGGAGUGGGCACUACUUUGGGGCUUUCUCCAGAUUUUGUAUGUUGUUAUUAAAAGCGAGCUAUUGCAUUACAUUCUGCCUCAGUUUGCCCACCUGUAAAAUGGGGCUGAUACCACCUACCUCACUGAAGUCGCCAGGGUUCAAGUGUACGGCUGGGUCAGGGUUUGCUCUCCUGUCAUUCUGCAUUGCUGUUGGUCUUAGGAGUAGCUGUUAGGUGGUGAGGAAGCUUGCCUCUCCUGCCUGCUCUGAAAUAACUCCUUCUAAAGGGACAGAUGAGUAGCGUGUAAGCUUAGACACUGGUACUGUGCUGGAGCCUGGGUGCUGAUUCUAAUCAAAUCAUCAAAGCAGAUUCACAUCCUGUCACAUCUGAGGUCCCAGAGUACCUUGGGCUUAUGGGUGUGGUCCUUGGGUCUAGGAUAGCCAUUUCUCCUGUAGGGUGUGUGAAUGCUGUCCCCUUCCCCACAGUUGUUUCUAGGGAGGUAGCAGAACCUGCCAUUUCAGGAAUCUGGCCAUUCUGUGGUCUGAACACUGGAUUUCUGUCUUGGGGGAAUACAGCCAAGUGUGUCUUCUAUGGAAGACUGAGGCAGUCUAGGGCUCAUUGUAAUUCCGUAGCUUCUCUUCUAGGGUUCCCUCUACCAGAGCUAAGCCAUACUCUCUUGGUUGGACUGUGAGCACAAGCACUUCCCAGGCUGUAGAAAGGUACAGAGUGUGUGCCGUGCACCCUGAUACCCACUUAGGUACCACCAUUCCCUUUGUAGAGGAGGGAAGUACCCCAGAGACACUGUACAGUGGCAGGAGGCAAGCGUGGUCCAAGCCACAUACCUGUCCCCGAGUACACAGCCAGACAUUUACUUGGUCAUAAUUCCCCUUUCUCCAGAGGGCACUUUUGAGUUCCAAACAUGUUCAGAGGCCCUUGAGAACUGGGUUAGAAUUCUGACAUCAGAAGGCCAGACAUGGUGACACCUGUGUGCAAUCCUAGCACUGGGGUUGAGGCGGAGGUUAGUUUCUGAACAGCCUAGGCUACUUAGCAAGACCCUGUCUCAAAGUGACAAAUGACAGCAGAAGCACCCAGAAUCCUCCUGGGGUGGGACUGCCUUAAUUUUCUUGGGAACAUGUCUGUCCUCACGCAACACAGGGUGACAAGGAGCAACUGGAAUUCAAGUGCAGGUGUGUUCUGAGGAAACCUCGGUGUCAGCCUUCAGGACACUAAGAAGUGCUGCUUGCUUUGCGUCCCUUGGAGGAGGCAUUCCUGUUUCUUCAGGUAGCGUCCAUCUUGCCUCCUGGGAUCUCGCGGGCAUCCUGACUGCCUGCAGUGAGGCAGCCUAGGCUCAUUACCCCCCAAAGGAUUGUUAUUGAAAACACAGGCAAAAAAUUAAUACCUGGGCAUGGUAGCAGCCAGGGCUACAUAGUGAGACUCUGUCUUAAAAAAAAAAAAUUUUUUUUUUUUUCCAUUAAGACAUCCCAUCCCCUGUGUAUUUAGUUGGUCUAGUCUAGUGUGUGUGUGUGUGUUCAUAUUCAUUAGUUUUAAAUUUCUGGCCCAAACUCUGGAUGUAUUGAGUUUUAGGUCCUGUCCAUUUUCACAUUGGCUGUCCUUUCCCACUUUAAAAUCUGAGUAUCUUAGCAUCACCCAGCUCCCGUUUAGGCUCCCUUACCUCUGUAUCAUUUAGGUAGGACUGCCCUGGUGGGCACAGCCAUCCUAAAAAGUAAAUAUAACACUCAAAAGGGAUGUGAAUGCGCAGGCACCAUGGGCUCACAUACUCCAGUGAAGUCGCUGACCCUGGCACAGCAGGCACUGCCUCGUGGCUGGGCCCAAAGAGUGGAGCUGGGGUCUGGAGACCAUGUGUAAAUAUCUUGAGCUUGAACAAAAGUAGCCUCUUGGGCAUCUGCAUUGGCCUCAGGGAGGGGCCAGAGUGCUGCCCUGUCCCUCUAGGUGAGGAGUGGCGUUCCUAAAAGGCCUUCACUGAAUAGACACUGACAUGCAUCUCCAAACCUUUCUCUGAGCCGCUGGGACAAACAUCGCACAAGCUAAGUGAUUAGACAGCUUGUAGCUGGGGUGGAGAUCUGAGAUCUGCAACAGGUAGAGCCCCACAAGUGGAGGAAACCAUGGCGUUCUGUGUUUAUUUAUUCCCAAGAUAGUUUCAGGUCAUGGGCUUUUAUCUGUUGUUUUUGAGACAGGGUCUUCUAUAGCCCAGGCUGGCUUCAAACUUACUGUAUAGCAGAGGGUGAUCUUGAACUAAUGAACCUCCCUCUGCCUCUAUGUGCUGGCGUUAACAGGAUUCCACCACUGUGCCAGUUUUAUGCGGUAAAACCCAGGGCUUUGUGCCACUGGGCAAGCACUCUUACUGGCUGGGCUGCCCCCCUCAGCUCACUCUUACCUUCUUUUGACCUCAGCCCCUUCCUUUGUAGAUCAGGAAAUUUAGAUGCAAAUAGCAGUUUUCUUUCUUCCAAAAUUAUUGUAUGAGAAUUUACACCUACAAAAAUGUUUUGUUUUGGUUUUUUGCUACUUCAAAACUUGUGUUUCUAUAAAAAGAACAUUUCGAUGAAGACAUGAAGUAGCACACUUAGAGCGCAGUAGUUGUGAAUUCUGAGUGGCUUUCCCAUGAACACCGAUGACAUCCAACAGAGUGCCAGCCUCUCAAGGCAGGCUUUGUGGUGGCUGUUGACUUUAUCAUUUCAUCUUUCUUUGAGACAUUGCUUUACAUUUUAGAGACAUUUAAAAUGAGUUGUCUUUGAAGUGCCCUGAUCUUUACCUGUCUCCUUUGAUAACAUUAUGAAAUGGUAUCCUUGGGGGCUGAGAGAAGCCAUCCCACAUCUUGGCUGGUUGGUGAAGACCCUGUGACUACCUGACCGGAAGUGCAGGCGUUUCCAAAGCUGAUCACAUAUUUUGGGCUCAAUUCUGCGCUCCCAUGAAAAUACACCCUGGCAGUGUUUGGACUGCAAACUCUCAAAACUUUUCUAAGAGGACCCCCUAAAAACCAUCACAGCAGGAAGAUGGCUGGAAUAGAAGUUGGGACCCUAAACGGGAGUUUAGAAAAGAUCCCGGCAGGCAUCUGACCUGACCUUCCUUUUGCAAAGCACCUCUGCAAAGGGGGCUGCUGAGCAGGCAGGGGUGUGGGGGUGAGCAUGGGGGGUGGGAGCAUCGGGCUGGCUCUUUCUAGGGCCUGUAAUCACCACGGGUCAGAAAUAUAGCCACUUUUCGUGCAAUUGGGUUUCUAAAACAUGCCAAAUGACUUAUGUCACAAAGAAUAGAUCCUGAUAUACUGUAUACACUGGAGUCAGACCUGCAGUGGAGACAGAGAAAGGGAGUCUGAGAGGACACAGUAAGGAGUCAGUCACCACCCUAGAAACACCUAAACACAGGAGAGUUUUUCUGAACUGGUGGUACUUCCCAGGAGGUGGGAGGAAGGCAGCGGCUUGGCAGGUAAACUAUGCCCCCUCGCUACCCACAUCACUGGGUAGCCCUUUCAAGUGGCCUGAAGCCUCUGCCCUGGAAGCUGGCUGCAGUGCUGGCCUUCUGUCUCCCAGCUGCUUUGGGAAGGCAGCUCUCUCAGGUCUUUUAUCCUGACUCAUACAUACAUUUAAGGAGCCACUGCCAGCCUGGAAGCAAAUGUUCCCUGGAAAGGAAAACCUUCCAGAACGGAUGUAGAAGACAGGAAUGUAAAAUGCGGUCUCUGUAGCUCACUGUAUAUACCCAUGUCAACUGGAGACAUUGGACUUUGUGCUUGUUAGAGGGGAGCUGGGAAAUGGGAAGGAAAAGCUCGCUUUGGGGACGGGCGAUAAAAGUUCCUGUUCUUAACAGUGUCACCCACUUGCCUCCUACAGCCUCAUGUAAGCCAAUGGGCCAUCAAAACUUUUCUCUCCUCUAUGUAGAUGGCUCUUUCAUUUUGGAAUCUGACUUUAAUAAACCAAUUAGGUUGCUCAGUUUGAAAUAA